This is a messenger RNA of Olea europaea var. sylvestris, 546 nucleotides long. RefSeq names its product salutaridine reductase-like. The coding region runs from base 58 to 546 and encodes 162 amino acids. The record is from RefSeq and is a predicted model, not a curated record. NCBI's taxonomy places the organism in Eukaryota, Viridiplantae, Streptophyta, Magnoliopsida, Lamiales, Oleaceae. The transcript is spliced from 3 exons. Gene Ontology annotation, cellular component: membrane.
AUAUUCAUUCUCCAUUCCUCCAGUUACCCUAUUCACAAAGUUGCCUAAUAGCGUGAAAUGGCAUUGAAAGAACAAGAGACCAUUCUUGUUACUCCUUGUCUUCCUAUAAGAUGGUGGUCUAAGGAGACGGUGGCGGUGGUUACGGGAGCAAACAAAGGUAUCGGUUUUGCACUCGUAAAACGGCUGGCAGAGCUGGGGCUGACGGUGGUGCUAACGGCCCGAGACAUUGGGAGAGGACUAAAUGCAGUAGAAUUACUGAAGAAUGAAGGGCUUCAUGUUUAUUUCUUUCCUCUUGAUGUUUCAGAACUCGCUUCCAUCAAGAUAUUUGCAUCAUGGUUCCAAGAGAAAUUUGGAACGUUGGAUAUUCUAGUAAAUAAUGCAGGGGUGUCAUUCAAUGAUAUAGGGGAGAAUUCAGUGGAACAUGCGGAGAUUGUCAUCAAAACCAAUUUCUACGGUUCAAAAUGGCUAACUGAGGCUCUCUUGCCUAUGUUUCGACGAUCAGAUUCCGCCGGUCGAAUUCUUAAUAUUAUGUGUGUGUGUGUGUGA